Siniperca chuatsi (mandarin fish) is the source of this 1382-nucleotide messenger RNA. RefSeq names its product CD151 molecule (gene cd151). The coding region runs from base 160 to 939 and encodes 259 amino acids. The record is from RefSeq and is a predicted model, not a curated record. Gene Ontology annotation, cellular component: membrane. NCBI's taxonomy places the organism in Eukaryota, Metazoa, Chordata, Actinopteri, Centrarchiformes, Sinipercidae. The transcript is spliced from 9 exons.
GAGGACAGACUCUUGGGUGGGAGGCUCGGUCAACUGAGAACUUUCACAGUUGCAGUUAACCUUCAAAGACAGCAGCACAUUGACACUGGGGUUGGUGGGAUCUGGGAAGACGUUACCCCGAUAAUAUACAUCCUUCAGGGCCCACCAUCUAGAAUCAGAAUGGAAGCUCAUGGUGAAAAACCACUCAGCUGUGGGACAAUAUGUCUGAAAUAUCUACUUUUUCUCUUCAACAUUCUGUUUUGGCUGGCAGGAGGGGCUGUACUGGCUGUGGGAGUGUGGACACUGGUGGAAAAGAGUGACUACAUCAGUUUACUGAACUCCAGCUUCUACUCAGCCUCAGCUUACAUCCUGAUAGCUGCUGGGGUCAUUGUGAUAGUGACUGGGAUAAUCGGAUGCUGCGCCACUCUGAAGGAGAUGAAGAGUCUUUUGAUUGUGUAUUUGAUCUUGUUGCUCUGUAUUUUCCUGCUGGAAAUCAUUGCUGGUGCGCUGGCCUACAUUACCUACCAAGAGUGUUUCCCUUUCUGCUACCAGCUGGAUGAGGAGCUCAGACAGAAUCUGAAGGCGACCAUGCAGCAGAAAUACCAGCAGCCGGGGGAAGAGAGCGUCACGCAGGCUGUGGAUAAACUUCAGCAGGAGUUUAAGUGUUGUGGCAGUCACAAUUUCUCAGACUGGAGAGGCUGUGUGUGGAUCCAGGCAGCAGAGAAUGAGCGGCUCGUUCCUGACAGCUGCUGUAAAACUCCCAGUGACCUCUGCGGCCGCAGGGACCAUCCCUCCAACAUCUACAAGGUGGAGGGAGGCUGCAUUAUGAAAUUAGAGGAAUUCAUCCUGAGUCAGUUGUAUAUUCUCGGUGCAGUGGGCGUUGGGAUUGCAUUUCUACAGCUUGUGGGAAUGAUGUUUACUUGCUGUCUUUAUCGAAAUUUGAAAGAAGAUCCGUACUGAUUUUUGACUUUCUUUAAUAUCACAAAAUGUGUCACAUCAUGAAUUGUAAAAUGUUUGGUUAGAUAUUUUAAUGCCCCAAUUAUUUACACAGUUCUGGGUGCUGUGAAAUUGCCAAUUCAAAUUAUGACAUGAUUUUCAAAAUACACACACUAGAGACACUGUAAUGCUGCUGGGCAGCACUGUUCUUUUUCUGCAAAAUGCCAUUGCUUGCUUUAAGUAUCUUCCCUUUUAUGUCAAUAUAAAGACGUGUGGAUGAACUUGUAACCAAAUAACAGCAGAGAAAUAUGAGCAUGUUGUUCCAGCUAUUGCAGUCAGUGUUGUUCUCAUUGUUUAUCUAGUUCUUUUAAACAGUGUUUGCCAGAGUUAUAAUUUAAAGAUGAAUAUAACACAUUUUUUGUUUGUUGAAAUCCAAAUAAAAACUGCUUUCCAUUUAUUAUUCCUAA